Gamsiella multidivaricata is the source of this 1912-nucleotide messenger RNA. RefSeq names its product Endonuclease/exonuclease/phosphatase. The coding region runs from base 117 to 1796 and encodes 559 amino acids. The transcript is spliced from 3 exons. Gene Ontology annotation, molecular function: phosphatidylinositol-4,5-bisphosphate 5-phosphatase activity. Lineage: Eukaryota; Fungi; Mortierellomycota; Mortierellomycetes; Mortierellales; Mortierellaceae. Gene Ontology annotation, biological process: phosphatidylinositol dephosphorylation. The record is from RefSeq and is a predicted model, not a curated record.
CCGUUCAUGUCAAAGGCUCACACACGAUUCAUGGUGCUGAUUAUAUCAUCGUUCCGCUGUCCCCAAAGAUUGCAACAACGAUCAAAAGCGCAUUAGUCGGCUCACCACCAGAGGAGAUGCUUGAUAAUAGCAACCCAGUGAUCGCCGAUGCGCCAAUCCCUAGCACCACCGCUCCUAUCCAGCAGAACUAUAAUAGCACGUACAGCACGAAUGGGACUGGACAAGAUACCCAACAGCAGGAACAGUCGCAUUUAGCAGAUGAUGAGGAAGCCAAUAUUUCGCCACAUCAAAGGAUCAGUUUGCGUUCGGUAGCCCGUGCUGUAGAAUGGAUGCUCAACAUCAGGAAUUCGCCCGCCGCGCCAAAGUCAUCCGAGACAAAUAGGGACCAGGACCAGCAGCAGGACCAGGAUGGGUCUUCACCGGAACCAAACACCAAAAAGAAGCAGAGAAAUCGCCGAAAGCCGCGACCGCCCAGACCUACCAUCUCAAAGACGCGACUCAAGGUGUUUGUGGGCACCUGGAAUAUGAUGGGGCAGAUGCCUGAUAUCCACGACGGUCUCACCGGCUUCAUAGAUAUUUCACAAAAGGAUUCGAAUCGGGCCUCUCAUUUGAAGACUUCAGCUACGGAUACGAGAUCUUCUGGUCAGGAGCAGCGUCCCCACAUGAUCUCACCGUCAGCUUCAGCACCCCACAUCUGUACGCCAGCGUCAACCGCUGCAUCGAGCACCAGCACCGGCCUUCAAUUGAAUUUGGAGGUCAGCGCCGAGGCACCGCACCCAAAGAAAAGAGGCGGUCUGCUGGAACGGAUACGGUGUACAGGACGUAGCCGUAAGGGAGAAUUGCAGCCUUCAGUAUCCGUCGGGCAUCUUCCCAUCCAACAGCAACCCAGCCCUUCUUCGCCCGCUGGUCAUGCACCUGGAAUUCUGAAGGAACCCUAUCUGGAAAUGAAUACAGGCCCACCAUAUCACAUUAUUGCCAUCAAUACUCAGGAAUGUGAACGCGAGAUCAGAGAGGCUGUCUUGUUCCCGUCAAAGAUAGUAUGGGAAAAGCGUUUGCAGGCCUACCUUGGGCCAGACUACGUAAUGAUCAAGACAGAGACCAUGGCGGCGUUGCAUAUUGCGGUCUUCAUCUGGAGGCCCAUCGAGGAUCUUGUCAGCGCGGUCGAUUCGUCUACUGUAGCAACUGGAAUAGGCGGAAUCGUUGGGAACAAGGGUGCUGUAGCUAUCUCUAUCUACCUUGGCAGUAUGUCGCUCCUCUUCGUCAACGCACAUCUGACAGCCCAUCAAAGUAAUACUCAUGCUCGAAAUAGUGACUACAAGAGGAUCAUCCAUGAACUCCAGCUGAACGACGCUCCCAAGAGUUCACCCGGUCGAUGGUACUUCAAGGGAGAUAUGCAACUUCGGCGCCACUACAACUCUCCUCCGGCACUGGCUCGACAAAAAUCAUCUCACUUUGGCAACAAUGGCAAAGGUAGCGACGAUAAGAAACCCAUCGGCAAGUCAAGCAACGGAGAUCUUGUUGAGAAAAAGCCCGGCAAAACAAGUCAUUUGAAAAUCAACACAGAAUUGGCAGCAACUGAGCAGCAUAGCCAUAGACAAGAGGGUGCGGAUGAAAACGGUCCAGCAAAAACCGAAAUCAAUGUCGACAUAACUGAACAGUUUGACUAUACGUUUUGGGCAGGCGAUUUGAACUAUCGUGUCGAUCUAUCGCGGGCUCAGGCGGAGAAAUGCCUCGAGAAAGAAGACUUGGGGGUAAUUUCAUGCGGUAUAUCGUGUAUCCAGUCAUUCUGCCUGUGAGCUAGGAUAUAUAUUGAUGUUUCUAUUUUCUCAUUUAUACGCAACACUCUAACAGACACUAUUGGCGCACGAUCAGCUCAGCAUUCAAAGGAAUCUUGGUGUUGUGUUUGAAGGGU